UUGGGCAAAUGAACGUGAACUUGAGCCAAGAAUUCAACAGCUGAAUGAACAGAUCAAGAAUCUUCAACAUCAGCUUCGAAGAACAGCUGCUAAGGCAGUUUUUGAUGGGCUAGACAGCGUUAGACGAAUUGCAGAGGAGAAACAGUUAAGAGGAGUGUAUGGUCCAAUUCUAGAGAUGUUCACUUGUGAUGAACGGUUUGAAACAGCUGCAGGAGUGGCAGCUGGUUCAAGUGUUUUUAAUGUUGUUGUUGAUUCACUGGAAACUGGUCAGAGAUUGGCCACAGUGAUGACAGCCAAUUCCUCUCGAUAUCCUGGUCAAAUGACAUGUUUGCCAUUGAACAACAUGAGGCCCAAACAAUUAAAGUACCCUGAUUCAGAUGAUGCCAGGCCUCUUAUUGAUAGGCUUCAGUUUGAUAAGAAGUUGACUGGUGUCAUGCAGCAUGUCUUUGGUAACACAUUGAUCUGUAGAACUCUGGAUGUGGCAGUAAGAGUUGCAAAAUCAGGAUUCAACUGCGUUACAUUGGAAGGUGAUCAAGUGAGUAAACAAGGUGGUAUGUCUGGUGGUUACCAUGACAAGCGACAGAACAGGCUGAAACUGCAGUCUAACAUCACUGCUAAGCAUCAAGAGUUUGCUGAAGCUGAUGAGAAAUUGAGUGAUGUGAAGAACCAGCUGAAUGCUGUUGAUACUAAGCUAACAAGAGCGCUGCAAGAGCUGAGUGGGAUGGAAACACAACAAGCUAGACACAGAGAUGACUAUGAAGCACAGAAAUCUGACAUAAAGGCACUAGCUAAAGAGCAGUCAUCUGUAGCACGAGCUAUCAAAGAGAAAGAGAAAAUGUUAUAUGAUGUUCAUUCACGCAUCAAAGCCAACCAGUCCAAGAAAGACUCUCUACUAGCAGAAAUGAAUUCAGAACUUCAGUCACAGCUUGCUGAAGAUGAGAGACAGUUGCUUGUGCGUUUGGAGGUUGAGAUUGAAGAAUGUCAGUCACAGUUGAAGGAAUAUAUUUCAAUCAAAGGAGAGUUGGAGAAGAAGAAGAGGACACUUGAAAGUCUUCUCGAAGAAGACUUGAAUAGACGUAGGGAGCAACUCCAACAGGUGGUGGAUGAUGUUUCUGUAGCUCAGCAGGUGAGAGAUGUCGAUCUUCUCAAGCAUGAAGAUGAGCAGUUGGAGUCUUUAACCAGUGAUUUGAAAGAGCAGCUUGCAAGACUGCGGGAAUCAGAAGAUAGUUUGACCAAGAAGAUUGCUUAUCUGUCAAAGUCACUGGAGAAGAAGAGGCAAGAAGAGAGUGACUUGGAGGCAGAGAUUCAGGAGCGACAGAAACAGUUUGACAAGAGGGCUUCUAAACGUGCUGCACUGCUGGCUAAAGAACAAGAGCAUGUGAAGAAAAUUAGGCAGCUUGGUUCUUUGCCUGCAGAGGCAUUUGAUAAGUAUGUGAGAGAGCCUUUGAGAAAUUUGGUAAAACUGUUGCAAACUACUAAUGCUGGACUUAAAAAGUAUUCACAUGUCAACCAGAGAGCAUUGGAUCAGUUUCAGACAUUUUCAGAACAGCAGGAGAAACUUAGAGAGAGAUGCAAAGAGAUGGAUGAGUCUCUGGAGUCCAUAAAUGAACUGUUAGAUACGUUAGAACAUCGAAAAUAUGAACAAGUCGAUCUCACAUUUCGGCAGGUUGCCAAGUAUUUUGAGGAAGUUUUCAAGGAAUUGGUUCCUGAAGGAAAUGGACGUCUAGUGAUGCAUAGAAGAGAUCCUGCAGCUGUAAUGGCUAGUCAGAGUGAGAGCAGUGUGGGAAGCAGUGGUAUACUUAGUCAGCGUGCCAUACCGGAAACAGAGCUUCUUAUUGGAGUAGCAAUACAGGUAACAUUUGGUGAAACUGAAAGUAUGCGUGAUAUGCAACAACUCAGUGGUGGGCAGAAGUCACUUGUUGCUCUUGCUCUUAUAUUUGCCAUUCAACGGUGUGAUCCUGCACCAUUCUAUUUGUUUGAUGAAGUGGAUGCUGCUCUUGACCCAAAACACAGAUCAGCAGUGGGAGCAAUGAUUGGUCGUUUGUCGGAGAAUGCUCAGUUUAUUACUACAACCUUCUGCCCCGAACUGCUGGACUCGGCCCAUUGUUUCUAUGGUGUGCGCUAUGCCAAUAAAAUAAGUACCAUUCAUCCAGUAGAGAAGGAAGGUGCGUAUGACUUCGUGCAAGAGGGCAUAGUGCCCAGUUAGUUUUACUUGAAGAACUGUGUGUGGAGGAGUGGAGUCGUGUAGUGGUAUGGAACGUGUAAGGCUAACCCAAGAACUUAUUGUUUGUGGUCACUUGUUAGCACUUUGACAUAUUUCCUAACAUAUUGUAUCAAAGUAUGGUUUAUUGAGAAUCGCAA
This is a messenger RNA of Corticium candelabrum, 2361 nucleotides long. RefSeq names its product structural maintenance of chromosomes protein 3-like. The coding region runs from base 176 to 2206 and encodes 676 amino acids. Gene Ontology annotation, cellular component: chromosome; mitotic cohesin complex. Gene Ontology annotation, molecular function: protein binding; cohesin loader activity; ATP binding. NCBI's taxonomy places the organism in Eukaryota, Metazoa, Porifera, Homoscleromorpha, Homosclerophorida, Plakinidae. Gene Ontology annotation, biological process: mitotic sister chromatid cohesion. The transcript has 17 exons. The record is from RefSeq and is a predicted model, not a curated record.